AUGUGGCUAAAAGCUGUGGUGCUUCUUGUGCUCCUAAGUUCUGAGGUUAGCCUGCUUCCAUAUACGAGUGAUGGAACUGAGUCUGACCCUAAGUGGAGCCCCUUUGAGAAAACUCAAGCAAGAGUUCCAGGUGAAGAGACUUUAUCCACAAAACAAGUUGGUGCUUCAUGUUCAUUUUUGAAAUUACCUGAAUCUCAGCAAAUCCUGGCUUCUGAUGUCCAAAAAGUCUUUUUCAAAUCAGAGGCUGGCACCAGACCACUGCCUGAUGUGUUGAAGUCUAUCUUGUUGCCACCACCUACUAAGAAACCAGUAUCUGUUCAAGAUUCUCAACCAAAGACGAUAGAGAUUUUGUGUCACCUUGACAGGAUUUAUGUGAGAGUUUUGAAGAAUUUGUUAACCAGUCUGGAUGCUUGGAAAAAUCUCAAAGUGGGCACAUGUGUAGUGAAUCAAAUGACCUCAGGGUAUUACUUCUUUCUGUAUGCUAUCAACAGCUGUGGAGUUAAGCGUCAGGAAGAUGAAGAUCGGGUCACUUUUUCAAACACGCUCACUUAUGAGCCAGUAACUAAUGGCCUAUUCACUCGGGAACUGUUAACCUGGAAUGUCAUUACACCAAAGACAUGGAAACCUCUUGCUAACUGGCAAAGCUUUGUAGCCGGCCAGCCCAUGUACUUUGUUGCCAAAGCUCCCGAGUCUCAAGAAGGAAAGAGGCUUUAUCUGAACAAGUGCUACAUCACUACUUCUCAAGACCCUGAAUCUACACCUAAAUACACAGUGUUAGACAACUAUGGAUGCAUGGUGGAUGGGAAGAAUACUCCACAAUCCACUUUCUUUCCCAGCAAUUCCAUGACUACAGUGCGGUUUGCAGUGGGAGCCAUUUUGUUCAAAGAUAUGGUCAGGCCUGGAACACAGAAGAGUAUGUUCUUUCACUGUGAAAUGACUUUGGGGCCGGAAAGUGCAACUCUAAGCGCAAAAUCAUGUUUAUACAAGACUAAUACAAAACAGUGGUCUGAGUUGUAUGGUAAGGACCAUGCUUGCUGUGACGCUUCUUGUCCUUCUCCAGAAUCUUUGAUAGCUGUAAAAAUGAUCAGCAGCGACGCUUGGGAACUUGAAUAUGAAAGUGAGUAUGACACACCUGUACCAAGGAAUUUUAAGUCAGAGGAAGAAGACCUGGAUAAAACUGAUUUCGACAUGUUCUGGGAUUAUUAA
Trichomycterus rosablanca is the source of this 1206-nucleotide messenger RNA. RefSeq names its product zona pellucida glycoprotein 3c (gene zp3c). The coding region runs from base 1 to 1206 and encodes 401 amino acids. Lineage: Eukaryota; Metazoa; Chordata; Actinopteri; Siluriformes; Trichomycteridae. The transcript is spliced from 7 exons. The record is from RefSeq and is a predicted model, not a curated record.